AUGAGGAGUCGAAACUCUUACUUUCCCUGGGUAGUUGGAGGCUUAUUUAUGUGUCUUCCAAUACUACUCUAUCUGGCGUCGAGAACAAAAGUGAUUCAUCAAAACAAAGACAAAGAGGGAGAUGGAGAUCACCACGCUUUUGAUAUCAAAUACGUUGAAUUUUUCUCUGUAAGGUAAGAACGUAUCAUGUUAUUACAAAAGAGCAGAGAUAGAUACCUAGAAAAUUAAAGCAAAUGAUCGGAUCGUGUCAAGUAAAUUGUUACGGGUCGUUCAGUCAAAUCGUACGGGGCUGUCAACCGUAAUAUGUAUCACCGUUUAUAAGCAAAAUCAGCCACAGAUAUAAGGUUUUUUUGUUUGCGUGUGAAUUCUAAAGUAGAAAAAAACUCAUUGCAUGUCUACCACAUAUUAUUCGCUUGUCCCUUUAUUGAAGCCUGAACACCUCUAUUUGUGAAAAAUUGCCCUCCAUCUGCUCGGAAAUAGAGUUAGUGUCACAGAUGAUUUAUUGACAAAAGAGGAACAAACGUAGUGGCCUAUUGCAAGAAACGUUCAGCAAUAAUAAGUUUUCUUUUCGGUCCAUUUGUCCGUUAAACAGGCACUGACGCCGGAAAGCGCGUGAUCGAAUCAUAAACAAGAUGAUAUGACAAGUUGUCACAUGGCAAUGUUAGUUUACCUUGACCCAUUUUCAAUGUACUUGAUAUAGACCUUCACAGCUUGUUUACUUGGAUAAGAAAGGCUAUCGUUUAGCGCUGGACUCUUCAGAGGAAUCCAACUACAUUGAAGCAAAAAGCGGUGUAAUUGACAAAACCAGUGAAAACUUCGACGCGGACAGUAAUAAUUCAAGUGACAGCUCACAGACGAGAUCUGUGAGCAAUGACAGUCUUAUGAAUAUUUAUGACGAAACCGAUGCUAAAAGUGACGCUGAGCGAGACGAAAGUAUUGACUACAACAUGGGAUGGGAUGAGGUCCAGGAAGAACCCAAGAGGUAAUAAUUUAAUCCAUAGUCUGAUAAAAUAAAGGUUGAUUUGGAGUAAGUCAUUCCAUAAACUUGUCUUAGGUCCCCAGUGGUCGCAGUACCUCAGUUAAGCAGAAUUAAAGCCGACAAAUUUAUAAGAUUAACUGAAUUUUUUCAAUUACCAAACCUAUCUCCAGCUAGGAGCAUGCAUGGUUUGGCUCAAUCAUGCAUGGCAUAGAUAAAACUAUUUCGGCUAUGGGGACUGUAUUUGCAUUUGAGCCAAGAAGAACGACUGAGACGAUCCAGAUCAAAUCAGCCGUUCUCGAUGUUUUUUAGAAGGUAAACUCCAUUUAAACUUAUUAAAUUCCAUUAAAUUAAUGCAAAAUACUGCAACUGAACAAGGCCGUAGUCUCUUCAGGUAGUGGCCAUAUUAGAUUUUGCAUGGAGCAAUUUCUUGGAGCUACUCUUUGAACAUCGAUCUGUAAAGAGCAUAUGAGCUAUGAGACACAAAUUUACGACUGAACACUGGACACCGCAUUUCGACUUUUAAAAACUUCUUCUCUGCUCAUUUUUUUAGGAUUCCCUGUGCCUUAAAGGGUCCAUUCGUGAACUUAGUGCUUUUAAGGACUCACCGAACUGGGAGUGGAACACUUGCUAAUAUUUUGUACAGAUAUGGCGACUUGAACGACCUGGAUUUUGCUCUUCCUAAACAGAAAAGCUACGAUUUCUAUUGGCCGUUACACUUUAAUCCAAGCUACGUGGACAAAAAGUACCUUAAUUCAACUGCUCCAAACUUACUCAUUAAUGCCAGAUACAGCCCAGAUACAAUAGCAUCCUUCAUGCCAAAGGUAACUAAUACUUGCCUGAUACAGACUCAAAUAAUUAUGCAGCCUUUGGGGAAUAGUGGAGAUAGAGGUUGACUCCUUUAUGCGCCACUUUGCAUUCCAUAACAACGCUGAAAAUGGGACUUCCAUCCAGUCGUUAACGUUGACAAAACUAGUUGCUCUCUGAGUGAUUUAUUCUCCCAUCACUCACCAAUGUUGGCGUAAAAUGGCUUUCAUUAGUCCAGCUUAAGACUGAAUUAUACAAAUCCAUAUGGGGCCUUUCGCUGAAGAUAUUUUCCUUAUCACACAGCAGCUUUAAAAGAAGGUCAUAUUUCAUACCUACGAGCUCUAUCCCUUGUGCUUGUUUACUUGCUUGUUUGUUUGUUGUUAGUCGGUCUACUUGCCUUUCACUUUCUUUCUUAUUGUAUAUCUAUUUGUUUUGCUUUGGAGUUUGUUUUCUUGUUGUUUCGGUUGUUUCUUUGUUUGUCUUGCCUUUCACAUUCUUUUAUGGUAUAUCAAAUUUCUUUCCUUUUUUUUUUUUUGCUGUUUUGUAAUACAAUUUGGAAUCUUUCUGAAGCAAACACACCAAUCAGCGCCAGAAUAAAUUGUAAGAGCAGCCGUGUAAGUUUGAACCGUACUGGAUUCAGUACAAAAUUAAAUUUGAUUCCCAUCUUCCCAACAGUCACUAACACAAGACAUUGUUUCAUUGACCCAAUAACUAUUCUUGCAGGACUCUUACUACAUCGCAAUUAUAAGGAAACCAACGAAUCAUUUUGAAUCUGUCUUCUACGGAUAUCAAAUUGAUGAUUUGCUCGGUAUGAACAAUUACAGCGACCCAUUUGAUGCAUUUCUGACCAAACCCAAGCAGUAUCUGUUACAGUAUCUUCAUCAGGAGCCACGAUUUGAUAUCAACAUUAACAUGGUAAAGAAUGGUAAGUGAUAAGUCGAGACAUGAUCAUAAAUAUUUAUCUGAAUGAUUUUUCUGCUGGAGUUUUGAUGAGCUAUACGCACAUAAGAUCAACGUUUGAAAUAAGCAAACAGUUAACGCCAAUUUUCUUCAAUUCUUAACCACAGUGAGUACAUUGCAUUGUAAACUGUCGUUUAACUUGUCGAAGAUUCCGUUGAUUUCGCUGGGCUGGUCAUGCGUUGCAAAUUUUACACUAAGUUUUAAUACUGCCUGAUUUUUUCCUUCUUUAAAGUCAUUUAUUUAUAUCUGUGUUUCUAUAAGUGCUUCAAACAAAAAUGUGCCUAUAUACAUCCGCAUUAAUUAUGUAUAUAAUGAAACCUAAACGUAAUGUCCGCGCUCUCUUCAGGACAAAUGUUCGACCUUGGCCUUCAGCACAAAUAUUACAAUGAUCCAGUGAUGAUAGAGAAGUACAUUGGUGACCUGGCCGAGAAAAUAGACUUAGUGCUUAUCAUGGAAUAUUUUGACGAAUCUCUUGUUUUACUCAAAAGAGAACUCUGUUGGGAUUUAGAUGAUGUUGUUUAUUUCAAACUGAAUCAAAGAUCACCUGAGUACAAAGAAACAAACAUAACAGAUCAGCAAAAGGUAAGCAGUAUUGCCUAUUUCUGUACAUUCUCAUUAUUCCAUUUGUUUAUCAAAGCACUUUUUUAUUAAAACUUUUUAGAAAGCAACUGGAAACAGUUUCUUUCCACAAUAUCAAAAAGCACAAACUUAAAUGAACUUGCUGAGAAGGAAAUCUACGUUCAUUUAAAUCGAUCAGAUUUUGUAUGAUAAGUGGAAUAACAUGUAUGAACACAAUUUGAAUGAUUCUUAUUUACUCAAGAUCCAUUGAAGGAUAGAAGCAUAAACAGUGUCGCCAUUGACAGAAUUUUUUUAUGAAAAAAAAAAUGAAACAAACUUCAAGUUGCCGUUGGUCUGUACAAAAAUAGAUCACAGAAGACGUAGAAUUUGUUAAAGGAAUAUCUGAGCACCACACUCGGCUGCGCCAAGAGAAUAAUAAUAAUCUCUUGACCGCGCCUUGCAUGCCCCUUUUUUUCGUUAUUACCGGCAUUUUGACGCCAUCGACAAAAUAUCACAGAACAGACAUAGAAAAAAUCACUGAAGGCAACAUGGAAUCUACUUGCUAAAUACUGACCAGACACGAUUCCUUUUUGCUUUACUCUUCUUUCAGAUGCAAAUCAGUGAAUGGAAUAAUGCCGAUGCUGCGUUAUACGACUUUUUCAACAAAAGUUUCUGGAAUAAAAUUUCUGCGCAAGACCAAACCUUUUAUCAAGAAGUUACAAAGCUACGUAACAAAGUGAAUAGUCUCGAGAAGGAAUGUAUUCACACGCUGGAAACAAACCGUGAUACUGGAGAAAUGGAAAUCAAACUAAAUGAACACAGGAUUCCAAACAUGAACAAAUAUUUAUGUGAGAAAAUGACUCUGAAAGAGGAGAGUUAUAUUUCAUAUCUAAGGAAGAAAUAUAAUCUGAAGCUCAAAGAAGACAGCGAGCGUUUAAGAAACUGGUUUUAUGAAAAGUUGAAUAAGACAAGACUUGAAGAUUCACAAUUACUUGGCUUGUAAAUAAUGCUGUUACUUAGUAUCGCAAUAUCGCCUUAAAUAUUUCGUAAAUAUAUUGAAGAGUUUUUGUUUGUGCCGUGUAUGAAGAAAAGGAAAUAUUUUGAUAUUCGGAGAAACCAGCCCGACUACACUA
Messenger RNA from Pocillopora meandrina, 4434 nucleotides. NCBI's taxonomy places the organism in Eukaryota, Metazoa, Cnidaria, Anthozoa, Scleractinia, Pocilloporidae. The record is from the annotation of a GenBank genome assembly.